Messenger RNA from Racocetra persica, 1903 nucleotides. The record is from the annotation of a GenBank genome assembly. NCBI's taxonomy places the organism in Eukaryota, Fungi, Glomeromycota, Glomeromycetes, Diversisporales, Gigasporaceae.
CGAAAAUAAUAAUGAACCGCAACUAUUACAAAAAGCUUAUGCUAGUUAUAAUAUUUAUAAAUCAAUUGUGGAUCAUAAUUAUAGGAGCGCAUUAAUUUUAGAAGACGAUAUAGAUUUUGAACUUAACAUCAAAUCGAUUAUGACCAAUAUCCAUCACACAUUACCAGAUAAUUGGGAAAUCCUAUAUCUUGGUCAUUGCAGCAAUUGGGAAGGGAAAUCAGGUGAACCUUUGCCAGAUUACAAUCAUGGACAAUCUAUUUAUAAGCUUUUUAAAUCCAAGAGGCCAUAUUGUACACAUGCUUACGCCGUUUCGCAUCGUGGUGCUUUUAAACUAUUGAAAAAACUUGUUAACUUAACGGCUCUAAUCGAUCUUGAAUUAACUAACAUGAUUACAGCAAAUGAAAUUAUCUCAUACACUAUUAUACCAUCGAUUAUAUCGAGAUGUCAUAUUUCUGAUGAAUCAACAGAUCUUUAUCCAGGAAAAAAUACAGUAGAUGUGUUCUCUUUAAAUGAUUCCACUUUAUUUUCUCUUGGACUUAAUUAUGAAUUAAAUAGUACUCUCGGCUUUAGUCAUAUUUACGUUCUUAAUCUUGAAAGUCGGCGAGAUAGACGCGAAAAAUUGGAAAAUUUAGAGAAAAAACUUAAUUUAAAAUUCGAAUUUUUUCCUGCUGUGUCUCAAGACGAUGAAAAUGCACUCAAAGAACUAGAAGUAGAAACCUCCGUUUUAAAUCCAGCUCAAAUUUCUUGUUAUCUUAGCCAUUAUAAAAUCUACCAAUCAAUAAUUCAACGCGGAUACGAUAGCGCUUUAAUAUUAGAGGAUGACGUAGAUUUCGAACUUAAUAUCGCAUCAAUUAUAUCAGAUACAUAUCGAGUUUUGCCAUCCGAUUGGGAUAUCUUUUUUCUUGGCUAUUGUGACUCUACUGAAACCCAAGGACAGUUAUUAGAUGGUCAAAGUAGUUCAUCACCUUAUACAAUCCGUAGAUCUACUAUGCCAGUAUGUACUCAUGGUUACGCUAUUUCGCGUGCCGGAGCACUAAAACUAAUAGAAUACCUUAACCCAAUAACUAAAACAGUUGAUGCAACAAUUCUGCGUUUACUGCAGUCAAGAACUAUUAACGCUUUUUCUCUUGUACCAUUGGCAAUGGUACAAUGGCGCUCUUCAAUCAAUCCAUCAGACGUUGCAAAUGAAAGUAGAUAUUUUUAUUUCAUCUCUCUAAAACAUUCCGCUUUAGAGCAUUUUGGAAUUCUUAAAGAAACUAAUAAUACCCUUGGAUUCAAUAAGAUUUACUUUAUGGAUUAUGAGGAUGAGUCGGACUAUCAAAAGAUAGUUGGAAAAUUAACAAAAAUGUCAGAUAAAUUAUGUUUAGUUUUUACCAAUUUCUAUGCUAUUUCCUCUUAUUCAAGUCAUUUUGAAGUCUACCAAUCAAUUAUUGAUUAUGAAAAUGGUAGUGCUUUAAUUUUAGAAGGCGAUAUGGAUAUUGAACUUAGGAUCACAUCAAUUAUGUCCGAUAUACAUCGAAUUUUACCUGCUGAUUGGGACAUUAUAUAUCUUGGUUAUUGCAAUAAUUCUGAAGGUAAAUCCGGUGAACCUUUACCGGGUAGCAAUAAUAAUUUGUCUGAUUAUAAAUUAUUUAAAUCUGAGAAUCCAUAUUGCACAUUUGCCUAUGCCGUCUCACGUGCUGGUGCUCUUAAGUUAUUAGAAAAACUUGGCAACUCAACACAAUCAUCACAUAGACCACUGGAUGUAAAACUAGUUAACAUUAUUCAAUCAAGAGAAAUCAACUCGUAUACUCUUGUACCACCAGUGAUCGUAAAAUCCGGAAAAUCACAUUCCGAUAAAGAAAUUUCUGAUAUACAUAUGUUAAAAAAUUCUACUAGAAAAUAUUUUGAAUUAGAUGCAUAG